Molecule: messenger RNA, 195 nt
Organism: Vairimorpha ceranae
Lineage: Eukaryota; Fungi; Microsporidia; Nosematidae
Exons: 1
Coding region: 1-195 (64 amino acids)
Source: RefSeq, a predicted model, not a curated record
AUGAUCGAUUCAAAACAUGUGUUAUAUGUUUCUACAAUCUGCUAUCUUUACAUUUUUUAUAUUUUAGUGAUCAAUCCUUUUGUGAAUGAAAAUAGUAAACAAGAAGAUUUUAUUAUUAUGAUAUCUGGUUUACUGUUUAGUGUUAUUUUUUCAAUUUAUUAUUUUUUAAAAAUUAAUAUUUUUGCUUUAAAAUAG